This is a messenger RNA of Pseudopipra pipra, 4562 nucleotides long. It is a transcript of the gene PIRT, whose product is annotated as phosphoinositide interacting regulator of transient receptor potential channels. Gene Ontology annotation, molecular function: transmembrane transporter binding; phosphatidylinositol bisphosphate binding. Gene Ontology annotation, cellular component: plasma membrane. The transcript has 3 exons. Bases 737 to 1162 code for a protein of 141 amino acids. Lineage: Eukaryota; Metazoa; Chordata; Aves; Passeriformes; Pipridae. Gene Ontology annotation, biological process: phosphatidylinositol-mediated signaling; positive regulation of cation channel activity. The record is from RefSeq and is a predicted model, not a curated record.
CUGGAAUCCAGGCUGGAUCCCUUCCCUGGGCAAGUGGAUUCACAGUGAUGUAAGAGGGGAUUGAAGUUUGGCUGUGGGUUCCUGAAAGGAAACGGUAUUCCAGAACCAGCUCUCUAUUCCAUCCCAAUAAUGGACUCAGGAUGUUAAUUAAUAGAUAAUUGCUAAUAUCUUGCAUCCCUCUAAUGUCUCACUGAUGAGCUUCAAAGCACUUUGCAGUCUCUGGCUCUGAUUCCCUGCUUUGAGAGGGCACAAAUUGCAGCUCAGAGACAUUUCAGGAACUUGCUGAUGAUCCAAGUCCGGAUCAGCAUCAGCCCCAAGUUCUGGAUUCCUGCUCCAAGCACCGACCCACUCUGCCUCUCCUGCCACACCACUGGCCUGCCUCCCAAACCACAGCCUUUUAGCAAACCCUCCCAGGGAAGCUCUCGAGGAGGCAGAGGCAGGGAAAGAAGGAGUUAAGCAAUAUACUGAUAGGCUGGUGAGAUCAUCGGAGCUGGGAUGCUCCAUUGUUUAUUAGACUCAACAGAGCCCAGUAGACAACACCCAGAGGGAUGAGGGGCUUGGGAUGAGCCUGGCUUCGGAGAGGGAGACCUCCUGCUGCAGCCAGCCCUCACUGCUCUCCACGAGCCGGUGGGGGGGUCCCUCCGUGGAGUGCUCAGGGCAUGGUGAGGGCAAGUGGCCACCUCCCCUUCCACAGCGAGCCAGGGCAGCCCAGUGACAGCCAGGACACAGGCACAGCAUGGUCACCUCCUCAGACCCCACCACCAUGGAAGUCCCCCCCAGGAGCCCUGAUGGGAGUGAGAGGUCUCCUCCCUCCAGGGAGCUCAUCACCAGUCGCACGGGGAGCACCCUGUGCAUGAGCUCCCGCAGCGAGUCCAUCUGGACCAGCACCUCCAGGAGCAAGUGGGAGAUCUACCACAAGCCUGUGAUCGUGGUGUCUGUUGGAGCUGCCCUCUUCCUCUUCGGGACAGUCAUCAUCAUCCUGUCCUGCUUCCUGGAGGAUGAGAAAAAAGUUUUUAAAAUGUCUGGCCCGGCUUUCCUGUCCCUGGGGCUGAUGCUGCUUGUUUGUGGCCUUGUGUGGAUCCCCAUCAUCAGGAAGAAGCAGAAGCAGAGACAGAAGUCACAGUUUCUACAGAGCCUCAAGUCCUUCUUCUUUAACCGCUGAGAGCAGCCCAGGACCUUCCCGGGAAGGUUCCCCUCCCCUCUACCAAGUUGUGCUGAUUAGCCAUAAAAAGAAACACGUUCUUGUACUCUCCUAGAGGAUUUCAUCCCAGUAAGUCUCUUCCCUACAUGGUUUCCAGUGUCAAAAUGAACUUUGUAUUUCAUCCAAGUAAUGUCAGAAAAAAAGGGAGCAGGAUUUUCCAGCUGAGCCCAGCAAGGCAGUUCCAAACUCUCUGUGUCAUUGGGUCAGUGAGCGACCCAACAGCACAUGGUGGGGAAAGCAAAGCUCCCAAGUAACCUGGGCUAAAGCAAAGCUCCAAAGUUACCUGGGCUAAAGCAAAGCUCCAAAGUUACCUGGGCUAAAGCAAAGCUCCAAAGUUACCUGGCUCCUCCCAGGAGCUUCUGCAAGAUACAUCAGCAGAGAGGAGCCCUCUGACUGCAGAGUGUGAGCCAGGCUGGUGUGAACAUUGCUGCAAACUGCAGUUUGGGUGGAGAAACUGAGAGGCCAGAUGUGGUUCACCCAGAGGUAGUGAAAAGGAGAAGGAAAAAAUAGUUCCAGAUCACUUUGUAUCAGAAGAGGCCACCACAAUGGGCAGUACACAUCAUCAGAGCUCAGGAGAACCAGACGUGAUGCCCAUGGCCAGAACAUUCUUGUCAUUCCUAGAAUCACAGAAUUAUUGAGGCUGGAAAAGAAUUCCAAGCCCAUGGAGUCUACCCUGUGCCUGAUUCCCACCUUGUCCCCCAGCCCAGAGCACUGAGUGCCACGGCCAGGCCUUCUUUGGACACCUCCAGGGCUGGGGACUCCAAACCUCCCUGGGCAGCCCCUGCCAAGGCCUCACCACCCUUUGCAGGAAGAAAUUCCUCCUGAUGUCCAACCUGAGCCUCCCCUGGUGCAGUUUGAGGCCGUUUCCUCUUGUCUUGUCACUUCCUGACCCCCACCUGCCUAAACUCUCCUUUAAGGUAGUUGUAGAGAGUUGUCCCUCCUGAGCCUCCUUUUCUCCAGGCUGAGCCCCCCCAGCUCCCUCAGCUGCUCCUGCUGCUCCAGCCCCUUCCCUGUUGCCCUUCUCUGGACAUUCUCCAGCCCCUCAAUGUCUUUCUUGCAGUGAGGGGUCCACUGACCUGUCACAACGACUGCUGGGCCCCUGGAGCUCACUCCAUGCUGUGUGGGGUGUUCCCAGGCUGUAUUUGUUGCUCCAAAGGGUCAGAGUGAGGAGCAGCAUCACAACCAUCAUGUUCUGGUGUUUAAGGAAGGCUGUUCCCCAAGGCCUGCAGGGCCAGACCUGUCUCACAUCUGUCCAUCUGCACUGGUGGUGUCUGUCAGAGCCACCCCUGAACCCCAACCAUCAGCCUGUUGGUGCCACCAGAACUGGACCACAGGCAAGAGAGACAUGUUUGUUACCUCCACCCUGCCUUUAAUAAAUGAGUGCCUGAGACAACUCACCAAGGAAAGCAUGGAUCCUUCCUGCACGGAUUUGGUUUCAUUUUGCAUUUUCAGCAAGCUGGAAUUACUUUAAAAGACAAAUUUGGAACAGAAAUUCUCAGUCUGAAGAGCUGGGCUCAGUCUGGACAGUGAGAUCUGGGUUGAUAUAAAUAGGCCCAAAAUGUCCAGGGUUCAGGCACUGAUGAGAGGCUGAUGUUCCAGAAGUGCUGAUCCCAUCUGGAUCCUCAGCCUGGCAGGAUCCCCCAGCACAGCAAGCACUGGCUCAAAGGCCCUGGCCCCUGCUGUGGGGUGAGAAUGUGGUCAGUGCUUCAGAAGCAAAGAGAAACAGAGAAGAGGAGACCCCACCAAGCUGCCCUUUGUAGUCUGCACCUCCACAGGGAAGCUGAGGCAUCCCUGCUGCUCUUCCAGAUGCUGUGGGAGGUGGGGAUGUUGGCAGGGGGUGUGUGGAGAGAAUCUGAAUGUGUUUGGUGUCAGAUAGACAGGGUUUAAUAACCUCCCUCAGCUGCUGAGGAGAGGAAGCCCAUGUAAGUCCUCAGCUUCCUCUAACCCAAUAUCCCACAUCUACCAACAGCUCCCAAGGAGCACUGGAGGAAAGCACAGGGAAGGGAUGUGCAGACAACAGUCCUUCUCCUGGUUGGUGCCCAGCUAACUGCAGCUCAGAGCCAAGGCAGAGGCUGCUCAGCCCCCUGUUUAACAGCCCCUGACAGAGCCAACACAGCCACCUCCUUCUCUUUUGCCCCCUUGUUCGGAUCACUUUGUGCUUUCAGUCUCUGCAACAUCCUGGAGCCACAAUUCCUCCCAGCUCCCUAAUUUGCCAGACAGGCUGGAAGCUCUGCACAGCAUCAGGAGACACAGCAGAGGCAGAGGGGCCCAGAUCCUGCAGCUGCAGCUCAGCAGACACCCAGCAGGGCAGUGACAAGGGCCACGUGUCCCCUGUCCCCCAGGCCCAUGCCCUGCAGCUGUGGGAACUGUGCUCGGGGCUGAGAGUUGAUUCCUUCAGGAAACACGGAACCUCCUCCUGGCAAACUCGGGUUGAACUCCCUUAUUUCUGAAACUGGUGCCACAGCAGCAUCUCUGCCAGCAAAUAUGGUCCAAGAUGCCCACGUCCCAAAGCAUUUGGGCUUCCACAACGUGGCUCACGGGGAGCUCGGGCUCACCUCGCCCCUGCUGCCAGGCUGCCCCCAGUGUGUGACCAGGGCUGGACAGUGCCACGUGCCUGGAGAUCCCUCCACCAGUGUGGGCUGAGCUGGAGGUGGCACAUCCCGUCCUGGCAGCUCACACAGCUGGAUUAGGAGGAUUUGAGCACACACCCUUCGCCCCAGGCUCAGCCUGGCCCUGAGCUUUGUGUCCUGGGGGUGCAGAUGCGUGUCCCUGCCAGCCAGUGCCAGGUUUGGGGGUGUCCCAAGUGUAUGUUCUGGCCCCAAACCCAGCAAACCUCUGUUCCUCAGCCAUUCGUUGUGUUGUUCCAGGCUUUGCCUGUUUUUCCAGUCCUGCCCUGGCAAAAGGAGCAGCCUCUGCUGAUUUCACUGCAAUGGCCAGAGGAUACUCACCCAAAAUUCCUGCUCAGGGGCAGCUGCAGCCAAAAAAAACAGAUGGACAUCAGGACUCUGGAGGGGGAAAUCAUGGAGCAGCUUGAAGAGCAUCCCCAGGGUCCCAGCUGGAUGCAGAUCUGGGCACAGGUAGAGUCCUAAAGCUGCACAGGCUGGAAGAGGCACCUGGAAAUGCCUGUUCAGCCAGGGCUGGCUGUCCAAAGGGAUGUGACAGAACUCCUAAAAGGCUUGGAGAGAGGGAGCAGGGGUCCUGCUCUCUGUGCCUCAUGGCCAGGGAUAAGGAGAUGAUCAGUGAAAUGUUAAUAUGAUAAGAAGUCAUUGAGACCAAGAAUUUAAUUGGAUUCCAGGCUGGUCAUUUAUAACAGGAAUAUUAGGUUUCAUUAAAAGAAAAAUUUCCCAAGGGACUUGCAUGU